Molecule: messenger RNA, 2914 nt
Organism: Pseudocercospora fijiensis CIRAD86
Lineage: Eukaryota; Fungi; Ascomycota; Dothideomycetes; Mycosphaerellales; Mycosphaerellaceae
Exons: 5
Coding region: 1-2301 (766 amino acids)
Biological process (GO): nuclear-transcribed mRNA catabolic process, nonsense-mediated decay
Cellular component (GO): telomerase holoenzyme complex
Molecular function (GO): protein binding; telomeric repeat DNA binding; telomerase RNA binding
Source: RefSeq, a predicted model, not a curated record
AUGAGCAUCACUCCACGCCAUGCCUCGCCUCUUGCCACACUUCCUCUGAUACCGACAGCCGGCAGCAGCCCCGGCGAAAAGACUUCUUCAUCGGAAAGCUCCGGGCCACACACAACGACAGCUGCUUCCGUACUUGCUCCAAAGACGUCGCCACCAUCGAGUCCGCACGUCCGAAAUCGCAUCUCCACGAAGUAUGCUGAGCGAGCUCCCGUCCCUCGUGACAGCGGAUACGGAUCAACAUGUCCAUCCCGGCCACUGGCAAGCACGCUCCAGCACAUACAGCCGGCCGAUCCAUCCAUCCGGAGACAUGUCCCAACAUCAGACGCCCGCCAUUCUUGUCUUCGGUCGGAUAUGAACCCGCGGAGCAAAUCCCAGGCUCUCAUCUUGCAGCCUGAUUCGUCUCCCAUCUCACAAGAACAGCUUGCGGCAGAGGUCAAAGGAAUCUAUGCUGGUUUGGUCAUGGUCGAAGCGAAAUGUAUCAACAUCAAUGCUGCUCACGUCGCUGAUCCAACGUCUCCGCUCGGCCCAGAGCAAACAUUACUGUACGAGCACCAUGACUUCCUCAUGGUAUGUCACGCGACGCAGCAUCCCUCAGCGACUGCCGCUCUCCGGGGCCUCGCCACAAAGUAUAGUAUGCCGGCCCGGAUGUGGAAGCACGGUAUACACGCAUUUCUGGAAGUCUUGCGACACCGCCGGCCUGACUCUCAAGACUACAUGUUGGCUUUCAUUUAUCUCGCCUACCAGAUGAUGGCUUUGCUGUUCGAAACUGUGCCAGGCUUCACCGACACCUGGAUUGAAUGCCUCGGAGACCUCGCCCGAUACCGAAUGGCAAUAGAAGAGGAGAAAGAGGCCCAUGCCACUUGGGGUGGUGUUGCAGCUCGCUGGUACACCAUGGCAUCUGACCGUCACCCUGCCAUUGGACGCCUCUAUCAUCAUCUAGGAAUCUUGGAGCGGCCCAGUCUUCGCAAGUUCUGCUUAUAUGCGAAGUCGUUGACCUGCGUCAUACCCUUUCCAAAUGCUCGAGAUUCCCUCUCAACUCUGUGCGGGCCCAUCGUACAGGAUGAUCAGACCAUUCAGAGUAGUAGACAGUCAGCUGAAGCUCGCAUCGUCACAUUCCAUGCCUUGGUCUACACGGCUCGUGCAAAGACCUUGGUCGAGGAUGUAGGCCAGGACGCUUUGCAUUUACUCGGUCAGCAGCCUAACAAGCUUCGCGACUUUGGAGCGUAUCUGGCCGUCGCGAAUGUCGCGGCACUCUUCGAUCUAGGUAAACCAACCAAUAUGCUUUGGCAGUUGUACACUGCUGCUAUCAACCAGGCGAUGCAGAGCUCGAGACCAUCCGUCACGUCCACCAUGCACACCGACGAUAUCCUGUCAAAGCUGCUUCCGGAUAUGGGCUCAGGACCGCUAGCCACAUCAACUACAGGCUUCUUCAUCGAUUGUUUUGACUUUGUUAUACGACAGUACAACAGCCCAGACAUGGUGAGAGAUAGUCUCGGUUUUGUACACAUCACACUCGUUUGGAUCCAUUCCCUUCAUGCUUUGCGAACCCGACUUAAUAGCGGCAACCAUCAUACGUUUGACCUUCCCGUGGAUGUCGGGCGGCUACCUUGGGGCGUGGUUGCGGAGUUUUUGAAUACGCUGGCUUCAAUUGAUCCAGUUAGCACAUACGUACUAGAACGUGCUCGACAAGGUAACUUCCUCGGCGCGGAACGCAAAGAAAAGGCGCAACCUCUUUCGGAGGACUAUACUAUACGUGGCCUGAUCUGGGGUCAAUUCUACUUCUGCCCCGGCUGGUUCGAUGGCCAAUGCGAAGACGAUGGCCGAGCGAUUGAAACAAAUUCCAUGGCAGAAUCACGAGCUGAGAGGGUCUUGUGGCUUGGACUCUAUCUCGCCUUCCACACUGAGCACCUGCACUACGAUGUUCAGAAGAAGCUCUUCUCCACCUCCAUGGAACGUAACGCAGCGACUUCUGAAUCUGCACACCCUGCAGCGGUGGCGCCUGUCGACGUGGACAUGGAGCAAAUAUCUGAGGCUGUGGCGCUUUCUCCACGUUCAGGAACCUCCGGCACGCGGUCGUCCACAUCGAGUGGUAGCAGUGAAGAUGGGUUCCACAAGGUCAAAAAACCCAGAACAAAUCGCUACACCUACGCCAAUGCAGUCGCAAAGCCUCCUCCUGACACCACACCCAUCCGACCAAGAAAAGCUAGGCGAGACUUCAACGCAAUGGUCUAUGCAAUAGCUACCGAGCACGGCUGGGCGAAUGGCGUGUCGCAAGAAUACGGUUCAGUCACUUCUUAUUGAUGACUCAAAAAGUUAAAUUCAUUCUCAAAAGUCGAUGCCCCUCGACGUGCUACGGUCACAGAGCACGGAGUUUAUGACGUUUCCGUGAGCUCUGAAUACUACGACCGCAAAGAUGGAUUUUCGCAUAUCAAAGACUGGCUCAUUGGAGGUCGGUAGAGUCUGCGACACACAAUCAACCAUCAGCAGGCGAGAUGGUCGUGCUUCCGACCCCCCAACGGCAACAUCUACCUACUGACAACCAGUCAGUGCCACGAAAGACCGCUUCAACCACAGUUGAAAUUGAGUACCUUGUCAGCCUUGUUCGCUGGAGCGCUCUCCAGUCCCUGAGGCCGCUGCACAGCUUUCAAGUUGAUUGACGAGUCCUUGCUGAGUUCGGACAGACUUGUUCGAGACUCUCCCAUGGGUUGGGAGCACUUCUUUGCCUCAUUAUCCUUCUCAGGCGUCUCGAAAACGCAGCCGACACCUCUCAACAACCUUAUGAUGGUCAGUGACUGCACCUCCGCUCAAACUGCACUUCGAGAACGAACUCUUCCUCCUCCGAGAAAAUGGGUUCGAGCCGCCACUCGACUGGACCAGCACGAUCUUUGUCGCUAGCCAUGAUAUACAGUAACAC